Aspergillus affinis is the source of this 312-nucleotide messenger RNA. RefSeq lists its product as uncharacterized. Lineage: Eukaryota; Fungi; Ascomycota; Eurotiomycetes; Eurotiales; Aspergillaceae. The record is from RefSeq and is a predicted model, not a curated record. Bases 1 to 312 code for a protein of 103 amino acids. The transcript is spliced from 3 exons.
AUGAAGUCUUUCUUUGCCAUUCUUCUUCCUAUUGCCUCGCUUGCCGUAGCUCAAGAGCUGCCAACUUGCACCGGAACCGUGAAAUGCUGCGCUGGAGUGACACCAUACUCAAUUCUGCCGAACGAAAUUCUCGCCGAUUAUGGGGUAGACGCUGGAGAUGAGGGCAACAUUUGUGGUAAUGGCACUAUCGUCACGGAGGAUUUCGAUGUGGAAAUUUGUGAUGUUGUCGAACAUACGGUUCAGUGCUGUCUGCCCUUUGUUCAGAGAGGGGAUCUUCCUGAGGAUUUGACUUUCAACUGCCACGACGUUUAG